Molecule: messenger RNA, 9384 nt
Organism: Venturia canescens
Lineage: Eukaryota; Metazoa; Arthropoda; Insecta; Hymenoptera; Ichneumonidae
Gene: Patronin
Product: calmodulin-regulated spectrin-associated protein patronin
Exons: 26
Coding region: 645-6017 (1790 amino acids)
Biological process (GO): neuron projection development; negative regulation of microtubule depolymerization; cytoplasmic microtubule organization
Cellular component (GO): microtubule minus-end
Molecular function (GO): spectrin binding; microtubule minus-end binding; calmodulin binding
Source: RefSeq, a predicted model, not a curated record
ACGUGCCAUGAACAUGGAGUUCUUUCGUGUCUCGUGGUAUUUAGAGCUUACAAAAGCCUAUCGAGUUUAACGAACGUGCCAACCAAAACUUCUGCAGUUUACGGAUACGCCGCGAGGAGCGAGAAAUUCGUUACAAUUGACUGACGUUUAGAAGCUCAGAGUGGAUUAUUACCAUUAGUUUUCGGUGUUGUGUGCAUCUAGUGCGCGGGUUUUGAGAUCCUCAAAGUUGUGUGUCCUGUGCUGCUGCUGCAAGCGAGAGAUCGGCCUUGUUUCUCUUCUCGAGAUUUUGUGCGCGUUCGACCGCUGUCAAUUCGCUGUUGCGCUACGAAACUUGACUCGCGAAAAUAGGUGGUUUAAUAAUUACGAUUUCAUAUUGAUCUCAAUCAGUGUUACGUGCCGCCGUGUGUCAAUCGAAAAUAAUACUUUUUUGCUUAACCUCGGUGAGCCAAAGUGUCGCGAACAGGUACGCCCAUUUGCGGAAACACUUCGUAAUAAUUUUCGUACUAAACAAUAAUGUUGAGUGACAGGUGACGUGCGAUUGUAAAUUUCGUACGUAACGAUUGGCAAUGAAGAGAUCAAGGACCCGCUCGAAAGUGUCAUUCCUCGUGGCGUGCAAUUGGUGAUAUCGAGACUGAAAACAUUGAAUGUGGAACACGAUAACGCGUCUCUUUGCUAAGGGCAAAUCGACGGAGUACGGUGAAGAGCCGAUCGUCGAGGAGACCGAAAACGAUAAAAACAUCGGUAAAUACGGAAACGCUUGUACGACGAAGCUCCGAGAAUUAAGAAAGGAGAGCUCAUCGAGGAUUCAUCAAUUUUCGAAUAGUGAGUGCUACGAAAACGGGGUGCCGUUGCCCAAAGUACCAUCUGUCCAUGUUUUCGUCCCGAUGGAACGUAACAUGGGCGAUGAAAGACGCAGACCAAAUGCCGGUGCUCACGGUGACCAUCACCAACAACAACAACAACAACAACAACAAAUUGGACCUUCCGGUGAUGCGGAACACUACACCGACGCUUACGACACCAGACUGGCCAAGCAACGUGCCUCCGUGAAAUGGCUGCUCUCGAAGGCAUACAACAAUCGUGUACCGGACAAUCUCCGGGAGCCUUAUUACCGUGAUCUCGAGGAUCAGGAACAUCUCAAGCCACAGAUCGUCCACACACUCUCAAAUGCCGAGCUUUACUGCAUGGCUCUGGCCAACAUUUACUCGGAUCCAAAUUAUCACAAUCAGAAUCAUUGGGGAAUACUUCAGGCACUUGCGAGAAAGGGUGUCUACGUUGCCGAGCCAAAUAACACUCAGCUCACCGAGACAAUACUCAUUCAGAAUUCACCACUUAAAAUGUCUGCACAUAUGGCUGUGAUAGAAGGCCUUAUGGUCUUGUACGCUAAGGAAGUGGUGACCGGUGAUCGUGUGGUCUCGGCAAUUCGACGUUUCGAUCCACCGGCAGACGUAGCGACACCAACGGAUCACGAGAAGGGCCUUUUGCUGUGGAUAAGUCACGCCUCGCACGCGUUAAUUGCCAAGAUUCAAACGGACGAGGGUUCUGGUGACAAAACCCGUUUGCCCGAUUUACCGGCUGCCAAAGAUUUUCAAUCGUUGUGCGACGGUGUUGGAUUGGCUGCUGUUAUUGCUUUCUAUUGUCCCGGUGAAUUGAACUGGAUGGACAUCAGAGUCUCAAAACGACCUUCGGUCGCCGAUGCUCUUCACAAUCUAUCCUUGGUGCACGCUUUUUGCAUAAGAUGUCUGCCGUACUCUAUAUUUCACAUGCAGCCUGAGGACGUUACUUAUAUGAGAGGGUCCAUGAAGCAGAACUUGGUGGUUUUUCUAGCGGAUAUGUACAAUGUAUUGGAGAUACAUCCGGUAAAAUGCGUGAGAUAUCCCGGCGAAGAGAGAGCGUUGCAGUUUUUAGAUGCCUGCCCGCGCAAUAGUCACGGGGUAGCUCAUAAAAGAAGUCUACCGCUGUCUAUAGCUCCGAUACCUGAUCUGAGAAGCAACCUCUCCGUGUCCGCGCCAGGCUUCACAGUUGCCAAAUCUGCUCCUCCAAUUUCUGUGAAGAAAUCGCAGUCGUUGCAGCAAACUGUCGAAAGUCAUUCGUUCGAUGAGAGGGGGAGCAAUGAAGAGAAUUUUAUCGUUCAUCGUGUCAAAGGUGUACCCACACUAAGUUCGGUAGCGGACGAAAAAUUUUCAGCCAGAGCCGAAGCAGCUGGACGACCUAGUAACUGGGAAGAUCAAAGACGAAGUUCGUACGCCGGACGACGUUCCCGGCGAAACAGCGUUACCGACGAUUCUCAGUUAACGAUCGAGAAUUUUGGCGGAUCUCAGGACAAUUUGCACAAUUUCGGCUGCGUGAGGAAUCCGGACAAAGAGAUCGGGGCUCAUGUUGGUAAGCGAACAACAACGGAACCAACGUUACCGGCACGCUCGAGCGUACAGGAUGUGUACGGUAGCGACGUUCAGCAUAUUUUGGCCGACAACGGUUACAACAAUGACGAGCCACCGCCAAGACUGAGAAGACAAGCCUCGAACUCGAGUCUUAACAACGUUACACUCAAGAAUAUUCUACAUUCCAGUGAAAACGAUAGUACGGACGGGGAGGCUACGAAAAUGGCUAGUUUUGCGAAUCUCAGUAGGCAGAGCUCCGAAAAGGGUAUUAAUUUGAAUUACACUGAACAAGAACGCGAAGCCAUGGCUGCCAAAUCGAAUUUUACGAAUAAAAAAAAUGCCCAGAGCAAUGGCAAUGCAACCGGAGAGAAGAAGACUACGUUUGCUACUUUACCCAACACCACCACGUGGCAACAACAAAGCCAUCAACAAAUUCAACAAACCGAACAGCACACGACAGACGAGAAUGGCGGAAACACAAUAGAAAUAUCGCAGUUAAAUAAAAUUCGACUGAAGCUCGAGGAGAAACGUCGACGCAUAGAGAAUGACAGAAGACGAAUGGAGGUCGUCAUGUCCAAGCAGCAACAAAAAGUUGGAGAAGCCGCGUUUCUGCAGGCAGUUACGAAGGGUAAGGUUAAAUCUCCUUCCUCAUCGGCAUCCGGGGGGGACAGCCCCGGAGAGCAUGGCCCCCCUAACCCGAUAAGCUCAGGAUCUUCUGGACUGACCCCGUCAAGCGUAGACGAGACACCCCCGGUAACACAACCAAAUUCUCAAGAGAAACCGCAGCGUCCUUUCACACUUAAGGAAAUUAGUGAAGGUGUCCGAGACGUUGAACACAAGUGGCUGGAACACGAUGGCAGUGCACCGUUCAUCGAAACGAGACGCACACCAGAUAUCGAGAAUAUGGAUCUCGACCAGUAUCAACAGUCAAUAUCGCAGAUGAACAACAGUCUAAGUGAAAUACAGGCCGAUAUUCAACGUCUAGCGAGUCAACAAAAUCAAAUUCAACAACAGCACAUCAUGACUCAACACCAGCAACAAAUGCAUCAACAACUUCAACAAUUGCAGAGUCUCAGUCAACAACACCUUCAGAAUUACGGCAUGUCCGCAAUGAAUCCAGUGCCAACUCCGAGGAUACAAGAGCCUCAGCAGUCGCAAUUUUAUUUGCACGAUCAGCCGCAACAAAUGGCUAGAAGAACGUGGGGUCGUCCACCAACGGCACAAAAUUUAGCUAAUGAAAUGGCUGCUGUGGGUUAUCAACAAUCUCCCAUGGACUCUCGCUAUAGUCCACAGCCUCAAGUUUACCAACAAGAUCCUCGAUUGUAUCAAGACACGAGGACUUGGGCUGUUCAUCCAAAUCAACAAAAAGGCUUUGUUCUCCACGACAACAGCCAGGAACAAAGGUACCUUAACGGUGGUGACCACAGUCUCUGCAAUACGCAGAUGCAUCAUCCAAUUCCUAGUUAUCCUUCGUCGUCGACACUCUUCAAUCAAACACCACCCUCUUCCGCUAGUCCGCAACAUCGUAAUGCCGUUCAUCGGAUAAGUCAGUUGAUGAACGAAAGCCCUGAAACAAAGAAGCCAACAGUUCACCACAUCCCAAUAACAUGCGAGAGUCCUACCGAAAAAAGACAGAUCAACACCACCCUCCAUACCCCCGUUCCAGCUCCAUCGGUCGACGAUAUGGAACCACAAAAUAUUUCCUUCAUUGGAAACGACGACGAUUUGCCUCAUGGUUUACGAGCAUUGCACAUAACAUCGGGAAGUCAAACUUACAGAAUACCUUCGCCGACGCGACCAUCGAUAUCCCGAAAUUCUUUCCAACCUCAUACGUCGUUCCGCGAAACGUCACCCUCGCCAUCUUCAACGCCUGAAGUUACACCCCUCGAUCCAACGGAUGCCGGUGAAAAAGGUUUUUACAUCUCAUUUGACAACGAUGGUCCAAAGAAGCCAAAACCAACGUUACGAGUCAAAAGAGCGUCACCGAAAAAGGAGCGUAAUGUGUCGGCGUUUAUCGAACAAGAAGACUUUUCCGUAAGACCGGACUCGCCACCGAACAAUGUUGCCGAACGCCAGCGACAAUUGGAGGCACAGAGAGACUUUGAGAAAGGAAAUAUCCGUCAAGCGGAAGGACGACAGCAGCAACGACAAGAAGCUCGAGAUCGUGAAUUACAGCGUGAAAUGGAUCGCGAAAGACAGAGAGAACGUGAUCGCAGUACCGAGGCUCGACAAACUACGGGCGUUGGCCUCGUCAUUGGACCGCAAUUGGCUAAUCCCGAUCCCAAUUCGAUCGACGAGAUGGAACGAAGAAAAGAGAGAAUAAUGCUUCUCUCCUUGCAACGAAGACAACAGCAAGAGGAAUUGAAAGAGAGAAAAGAACUCGAAGCGCAAACAAGAAGGGAACAGGAAAAACUCAAAGAAGAGACAAGAGCAAAGAAAAAAGAAGAGGAAAAACAAAGGAGAGCUGCUAUUUUGGAACAGCACAAAUUGAAAAAAGCUAUAGAGGAAGCCGAACGGGAGGGUAAGGUUAUCGACAAAGAAAUCCUCAAUGCCAUAAAACCCACAAAGCUACGUAAUAAGAAUGCACCGAGCCGUCCGCGUCCGAAAACGAUACACGGAGACGCGAGUGCAGAUUUGGACUCCGGAGUUCUCACACCUAGUCGGGGGAAGAAAGGUUCUUCCUCAAAUCUCAGUACAGCGUCGCUGAGCUCCACGACGAUGAGGCGAGACUACUUUCGAGGCUCGCAGGACAGUCUCACUGGUGCCCAGCUCGAAGAUCGGAGACACGGCAGCCUCUUUAGAGGUGGCAGCCUGAGGGUAUCUUCCGUAGACUCGCCCGAUGAUGGUAGAGGUUCAUCGCCAUGCAGAAGCUCCACGCAGCUCGGACGUCGCGGUUCCUGCAAAACGUCAAGAGAUGCACAGGAGCCUCAGCAACAAGUUAGAGGCAGGCCUAAAUACUCGACUAACCCAAACUUUAAGGGAAGAAAGUCUAAUUCGUUGAUGAAUUUGUGUGACACGGACAGUGGCUUGGGAAGAAAUACCCCACCGAGACGAGCAGCCAGUCCUGGGCUCAGCAGCAUGAGACUCAUGACGUCACCGUCCGGACAUGGCUCGCUACCUCCAGGUCUCAUGACCAAAAGGAGAGGCUACGACGAUGGAGGUAGUGAUAUCAGCAGCAAUACGAGCUCGAUGAUGGUGGAUUACAACGGUCCUCGUCUCUUCAAACAACCAACGACGAAAUCGAAUAGAAGCAUCAUGUUCAAUGCGGUUCAGUAUUGCGUCUUUCCUGGCACGGUUAAUCAAGAAGCUAAACAAAGAGUACUCGAUGAAAUAUCGAGAUCCGAGAGUAAACACUUUCUCAUAUUGUUCAGGGACGCCGGUUGUCAAUUUCGUGCUCUCUAUUCCUACUGUCCCGAAAGGGACGAGGUUUCAAAACUCUAUGGCACCGGACCCAAACAGGUCAUCGAUAACAUGUUCGACAAGUUUUUCAAAUACAACUCCGGAAACAAAUGCUUUUCGCAAGUUCAUACGAAGCAUCUGACUGUGACCAUAGAUGCCUUUACGAUACACAACAGCCUUUGGCAAGGCAAAAAGAUGAAUCUACCAAACAAGAAGGACAUGGCCCUCGUCAUAUAGUUUUACACUAUUGUCACCAUUCUCCUCUAACAUUUAAUGCUAAAAACUAAUGCCCUCUGUUGUUCAUAGUUACUAUUUUAAUACAGGCCCAUAUUAAAUUAAUCCGGAAACGUGUUUUUGCGUUCUUAGUCAAUUUUGUAAGGACAAGUCCAAUCGAUGCUCGGGGCAUGUUCCGCCACGUCUUGAACGAAACAGUUUUUACUUCCCAUUAAAGCACGUGUCACAAGCGUACCCGUUCUAAUUUUCGACGCGUUGUUUCGUUUUCUUUUUUUAAUUUGUUUUUCUGAUUUGAAAUAUUUUUUUUUGUUUUUUUAUACUUACAUUAGAAUCAACCAGCAUCGAUUGAAUAAUCAUAAGAUUUACCAGUAUCUACGAUAGGAAUUGUUUGUCGACGAUUUAGCUAAAUAUUCCUGUUUCAUCGUUCCCCGAUCAAUCUUCAAUACUAACUUUCGAUGCGUAAACAUGAGGACGAAGCAAAAUAUUUCUUUGAGUCUCUUUUUUUUUUCAUCAAGCUCCGUUGCUCUUUCGAAAAAAUAUUUACUCGUUUCAAAAAUUAGUAACGUCGAAGUUUUUAGAAAGAAUAUUUUGGGAGCUUAAUUCGAAAAACAAGAAUAUAACGCUAAGAUUAAUGUCAAAUUUAUUACAUCAGCUCUGAUCAAGAGUGGAGCGUUAUUCUGUGCGAAACACGAAAAAUAAGUGACGGUCACGAAAUCAAGUCACAAAUCUUGAAUUAUGAGAUAUUGAUUUAGCAAAAAAGGAAAGAAAUUUGUCACAUUGAAAUACGUUGGCCGAAUGGAAAUUGGCACUAUCACGCACUAUCUUCCCAUCCUCCCCAAUACUUGCUGCCCCAAUCAAGAUCCAAGAUCCACGACUGUUGACAGUUCGUGUUUUCCGACCAUAGUGUAAUUUGUAAUUCGCUUGUUGAGAUAUUGUGUAUGAGCAGUUCAUGGACAAAGAUAGUUUUGUAAAUAAAUAAGUUGAUCACCAUAAAUGAAGGAAAUACCAAAUCAGCCUUACAGUCAAUUUGGGCGUAAUUAUCGUUUUUUUUGUUUCUUUUUGUCAUAUUUUUUUUUCCAUCAUUACACGUUCAUUAUAGCACUUCGUCGUUUAUUAUAUUUUAUUUGCGUCAUAAUCAUUUUUCAACGGAUUAGCAAAUUCAAACGGCCAUUUCGGGUCUCGUAACUUCAAUGUCUCGGAAAACGUUAUUACGUGCUUGACACGUUAAAAGAUAUAGGAAAAAUUGCAUAAGUGUAAUUUUUAAUAGAAAUCGGUCGUAUAUGCGGUAUUUGACGCGCUAAUAUUUAUCCAAUUCUCAGCAACGAAACGUCCUAGCAAAAUUUUCCCUCCAUGCAUUCUUCCUUCCGGACACUUACAGAUUUAUUUCAAGCGGAUCUUCGACUGUACAUUAGGCAAAAAGCGAAACUUUUCUUUCUCAUCAUUCGGUGCUUUUCCGAAAAUUCCCAAAAUCAAAUUCUUUGAUUUCACCGAUUAGUAUACCUUCAUAACGGGCCACAGUAUUCGACGAUUCGAUCGCCUGGAAUAUAAUGAAAGUUUUCACUGAUGAAUAGAUUAACUACUACAUUUUGGUGCCGUGAAAACAGAUUAAGUUGUGAUGAUUCGCGAAUAAAUGUAAGAAUUUUGAAGUUGAAAAGUUUUGAAAACCAAACAAAUUUUUUUUCCAAGUGAAAACUAUAACUGGGAGAUACGUUCAAACGUAUUAAUAUUUUCCGGAUGAAAAAUCAAUUUUGGCGAAAUGAAAAAAUUUUAAUUUGACUUUCCUUUUACUGCCCAAGGUGUUUGAUGUAAUUUGUUGAAGUAAUUUAUGGAAAAUUUUUUGAUCGAGCUACAUUUACAAAGUUCAAGAUCGCGCGAAAUGGAUCUGGCAAUGGCGCCAAGGAAAAUGAAGAGAAAACAAUUUAUCGACAAAAUUCGACGAGUUUAUUAAAUUCUAUGAUUCAGGUAGAAAUGGAUGAAUGACAGAAAAUUAUAAAUAGUAAGAUUUCCCGUAGGAUUGUGCCAGAGGGCCUAAGAGACAUUGAAGCACUUCAAAGUCAAACGUAAAACUGCAAAAAACCAACUUUCAUGGGGUGAGCCUUGUGCAAAAGCAUAAAAACUUCUCGCAUUUAUUAAUCCAAUAAAGUUGUUCGACAUAUCGAUAUACCACAUUUUACCAUGCGGUUCCGAUACACGUGUUUUUCCAUUUUUCAAACAGCAAAAAAUUUUACAUAUAAUCGUAUGUCGAUGUGCGCGUAAAAAGAGUCGAGUCUCUCAAAUAAUGAAAAGGAAAAGUGUGACGAAAAGUGGAAACUAGUAAAAAUGAAGUGCGAUCUCUUGGCUCCCUGUUCGUAAACCUCUGUCUAUCGCAUAUUUUCACAAAAAUUUUAGCCAAACAUUUAAUCGAGAGGACAAAGUGAGCACAGACGAACAAGAAUAAAAAAUAAUAGUCCGACAUGACAAUAUCGAUUACGCGAAAAACGCCAUAAACGAAGAAUAUUACAAAAACUACUCGAACAAAAACGAGUCAGAAAGACUUCGCGUUGAAGAACAAAAAACAUGAUUACUUGGUCGAUUGAAGUGGAGGACAUAAGGGGAAAUAUAGUCACUAAUAUUAAGAUUCGACGAGAUCGAUUUCGUCGCCAACGAGGAAGAGAGCGAGGAGAGAGAGAGAGGAGUCGAAAAAACUGUGACGAUAAAAAAAAACAGAAACCACUGGAUUGGAUAACACUGAUCGAUGUAUGCUUGAUAUUUAUAUUUUUCAAGAGGAAAAUAUUGUUUAGUGUGCGGCUCUCUAAGAAGCAUAAAUAUUAAACGGAAGUGAGACAAGGAGUAUGAUUGCAAGAAAAACAUUGAGGGAAAGUAGUCUAACUGCAAGUUAUUUAGGAGUUGCAAAGGAGAUAAGAGAUUGACAAGUAAUGUGCGCCGGGUGUAUAUGUGUGAUUGUGUACGCUGCCGCAAAUCGCGCUUACUAAUGAUAAUUAAAAUUAUGAGAAAAAACAAUGAAAAAGCAAGAAAAAAAAACAGAUAAUCCUUUACGUAAUAAUCAUUCAUUUUUCUCGUCACGAGAAAAACGAAAAAAGCUCGUCAAGCAAUGGUUUUUCCAAUUUAUCCGUGUCUGUAAAUAUUAUGUUUUUAUAUACAUCCCUAUAUAUAUCUAUAUAUACAGAUAUAUAUGAAUAUAUAUAUGCACAUGCAUACAUACAAAUAUAUGUAUAUAUAUAAACGAUAAUUACUACUCGAUGACGUAUUUAUUAAGUACAUCAAGAAUUUGGGUCAUAUUUUACUGUUAGAAUCUUGCAGCAGCGAAUGUCAUGAGUUAUGAGAAAACAAAGAGUAAUGAAAGAAAAGUAAUAAACCCAUUAUCAACAGA